Naegleria lovaniensis is the source of this 1425-nucleotide messenger RNA. RefSeq lists its product as uncharacterized. The transcript has a single exon. The record is from RefSeq and is a predicted model, not a curated record. Bases 1 to 1425 code for a protein of 474 amino acids. Lineage: Eukaryota; Heterolobosea; Eutetramitea; Acrasida; Naegleriidae. Gene Ontology annotation, molecular function: protein binding.
AUGGCUCCUAGGAGAAUAACACCCACACUGAUUGCAUCCUCUUCAUCUGAUGAUUCAUCUAACACAAGCAACUUACGGAUAUCUAACGAAGAAGACGACAAUCCAUACCAAGAGAAGGUAUUGGUAUCAUCGGAUAUUAGAAACGGAUCGGAACCGAUUUUAAAAACAAAUAUUGAUAUUUCAUUAUUGUUUAAUUCCUAUGGAACAACCAGACGACACAACACUGCGGGAGGAAAUUAUACAUUUCAUGUCUUACCAUCUUUUGUAACAUUGGACAAUUCAAAUCCUUCACAUUUAAAUGUUGUUUAUGAACAUCGAAAUUAUUUAAGAAUUGCUUCCAUGACAUGUCCCGAAAAUAUUCGUAACAAACUCAAUCCUAUUCUUGUCAACAAGUACAAAUCUUUCAAAUCUCUUGAAGAAUUUCCUUCCAUAUCGGAAUCAAAUUUAUCGAUCAAUAAUUAUCGAAAUCAAGACGAAGCGUUGAGUAUCAAGGAAAAACUUGAAAUCUAUGGAUGUGUUUCAACAAAUGAUACAUAUUUCCUAAUAGCAAAAGAUAUUACCAACUCUUUAAAGGCACUUGAAUUUGAUCGAAGUAGUACUUUUAAAAGACAAGUUAUUCUCAUAGAAAAUCUUUCAAAUGUUAUUGCAGUGGGAAUUGAGAAUACUCUCGUUCUUGUUGGAUCCAACACAAGAGUUUACAUGAUUGAUAUUACUGCACUUGCUUUACAAAAGAAUAUUCUCUCUAUGAAUUCAUUCAAUAUCAAGCAAAAAGAAAUUUCACUAUGCUAUCCCACUUGCAUCCAUGGAAAUCAAAAAGAAUUUUAUUUAGGUUGUGAAAACGGAGAUGUAAUAUUUGGUCGAUUCGAGUCAACAAUUUCAGAGAAACAGGUUUUCACACUCAAACAGCCAGUUGUUUCAAUAUUCCAACUCAAACACGAGGGUCAAGAGCGCUUACUAAUUGUUGGAACUCAAAAGAUGGUGACCACCAACGUGAUGAACAAUACGAUUUUCACCUCUCUAAUGCUCUCAUCAGGAUCUUCCAAAACUCCAAAGAAAAAAAAUUUCCUUACCACAUUUGAAGAACAAUCUCUUGUUGGUGUGGAUAAUAGUGACGAGAGAGUGAUCACAUGUUGUCUUAAUUACAACCAUUCUAAAUUGGCCACUAUUAGUACUUUGGGCAAUGUGAAAAUCUUUCAACUAGCACCCUCUCUAGAAUUAAUAUUUUGUGCCAACUUUAAACAUACAGCAAGUACUAUUCAGAGAGGAGUUACUACUACUACUACUAUACCCACACACCAACCCUGCAGAGAGUUUGAAUGUUCUAAUUUUUGCUUUGCUCGUACUCUCAGCUCUGAUACUCAUGAAUAUUUGGUUCUUUGCACAGUUGAUGGUUUGAUCUAUUGCUUUUCUCCAAUACUACUUUGA